AUGCCGCGAGUCAAGUCGACAACAACUGCCAACCUCCUUGAUCUGGCCGAAGUUGUUACAACGACUGUGAACAGUGCGCUGAACUCAACGAAAAAGGAUAUGUGGGGAUUCCCAUACGACAGACCGCUCUCCAAUCCGUAUGGGCAAUAUGUAAGUUGUAAACCCCGUAACUGUCAUACUACAAGUAUGCAGUUUCCAAAAUCUUUUCUACGAAUCUAAACAUGAAUAUCUAUGCGGUAGCUUGGUAUUUUCUGUCCGAGUUCAAUAAUUAUGAAACAUAGUCAAUGUAUGCACAUAUAAUUAUCUUCUGAAACCUCAAGUUUAUACCUUCAUAGUUGACCUGUCCUAAACUACGUGGUUUUCCGCCAGUACGUACUAGUUCAGCUUUAGGGUAAAAUAUGUUGUUCGGUCUACAUACCAAAAAUAUACACAAUGUAUACGCUAGGUUUCAAAAUCAUAGGCCACUGUGGGGCCUAUAUUCACAUGUAUUAUAUUUUUAGCAAACAUAGAAAGAUGCCUGUCAUUUUAAAACAACCAAAUUUCAAAUUGCGACAAAUUCGUCCUUUCUUCUAGCCGGAUCUCAGAAUUGCCCAAACAUAGCAGCUUAGGUAUCGGCUUAUAAGGCUUAUUGUAGGUGGUCUCUAUGAUUUUGACAAAGUGAUUACACUUCAAACAGGGUGGUUACAUUGGUCCUAAUCGAUGUUUACCAAAUUUGAACUAGAAAAAUGAACAUACCGUGAAUAUAUAUCUAUGUUUAAUUUCCUAUAAAAAAAUUGGCCUUGUAUAAUAUCUGCGGCAUAUUUUCAGUUAUACGACACCUUUUAUGGAAAAGGGGUCCAGCUUGAAAUUAUUUUGCCUCCAAUUUUAUACAUUAUCCUCAUGUUCCUCAGUUACUUUGGCAAUGGGAUGAUAGUGUUUUCAACUAUCAUCAACAAAAAUCUCCACGGCUCCUACAAUAUUCUAAUGUGCAUGGGUUGCAUUGGCGACAUGAUGCAUCAAAGUUGUCAUUGGGUUUACUCCGUAAACAUGUUCUCGGGCAAUAAUUUCAUUCCUUACAAUUUGUGCUUCUACACUCAAGCCUUUUUUCAAACUGGGGGCACUCUAAGCGUGUUGAUGACAUUUUUUGUUGGAGUGGAUCGAUUGAUCAGUGUUACUCUGCCUACCACUUACCGACAACUCAAUUACUGGCUUUACAUUGGGUCAAUGUUUUUGAUAACGGCCGCUUUUGCGUUGUACGUUCUGUAUUUGGGAUGGGCUCACGUUCAUACGGAAUAUGGAGGAGAGUAAGUCAGUUGGAUUUGUGUUAGAACAAACAAAACCUGUUUCUCGUCUAGCCUUCUCUUUUCAUUCUGUGUGAUCAAUGGGAACGUAUAGUUGGGUCCUUCCUCCAGCCGACUCUAGGUCCCUACUAGUUCCACAGGUAUCAACGGGACAAUCUCCCAGCUGAUAGAUCCCCAAACGCCGAAUCCAACUGUUACCGGCGAUAGUUUAUUGAUAGGUCGCGAAUACAAUACAACCAUAUACCAAUAUAAUAGAUCAAAUAUCCCGCCAAACGCACGACCGCUCCUCUAACCUCACAUUCCAAACCAACCCCCUUCGUUCUGACCUCCAUUCCAACGUUCCAAUCCUCUUUUCUCCAUUGUGGCGAAAUGCCAAGGUUCUAAUGUCUCCGUGGCUGGGCGCAGAUCGGACCCCAAAGUCGCUGUAUCGUCUGCGGCCUCGCAGAUCUUUCGAAAAGAGAUCAUUCAAUACAUGGGCUCUUCUCGGAAAGCGCAAGUUAAAAAUUUCAAGUAUUGAUAUUUGAACAAAAAUUGUGGGUUUCAUAUGAAACUCUUCCCUUGUGGAAAUCCCAGUUAGAACACCUUCCCUGAAAAUUCUUUCUUUAGACCCGUAAUGUGCGUAAUCAUUGACUCCAUGGGCGGAGAAGCAGCCAACACUUGGUUCAUAAUGUGUGUUGCAACAAACGCACUUGACGUUUUAAUCUAUGGCGCUGUUUGGGCUACACUGAAGCUGAAGACCGGCACCUCUGACUCGAUGAAGAAAGUGUUCAAAUCACUUUUGGUGAUUAUGUGUUUCGUAUUCUUUGGCUGGAUGCUGAAUGCGUUUGUUCGCUCGGUUUUACUGGUCUACUUCAACAUCCCGAUUGAGGAAUGGUUUUACUAUGCGUCGUAUUUUGGGCUUUGCGCGAACAUUGCGAGCACUUCCAACUUUGCCGUCUUGUACAUUUUCAGGUGAGUGUUUUUUGUUUUUUUGACUGCAUGUGAAAGUAUAUAAGACUAAAAUUUUCCUACAAUGAGGGGUCAAGCACGACAGACUGUUUUGGCCAAAAAAGAUCCACUUUGAAAAACGCGAUCUGAGAUUUUCAGAAACUUUCUUGGGGGCAAGACGCUUAUUAGAAGGUUAUCAGACGUACACCUUACAUUGCGGUUUCAAACAGUUCCCUAAUAAGUCUAUUUCCAGUUCCGAAUACCGUUCCACCUUCCAACGUCUGCUCGGCCCCAUAUUCCCAUGCAUGAGGCCGAGGGAUAGCGAGAAAAAAGUCUUCAACACCCCCUCAACGAUCACAGCCAUGCCCAGCAAACAAUGA
This is a messenger RNA of Bursaphelenchus xylophilus (pine wood nematode), 2587 nucleotides long. The record is from the annotation of a GenBank genome assembly. NCBI's taxonomy places the organism in Eukaryota, Metazoa, Nematoda, Chromadorea, Rhabditida, Aphelenchoididae.